This is a messenger RNA of Stegodyphus dumicola, 2609 nucleotides long. RefSeq lists its product as uncharacterized. The record is from RefSeq and is a predicted model, not a curated record. Lineage: Eukaryota; Metazoa; Arthropoda; Arachnida; Araneae; Eresidae.
GCUACUUGGUGUGAUUGAUUUGUGUCGUGUUAAGUGUUUGUGUUUACUGUACUUUAUUAAAAAAAUGUUUACGAGUGAGGUUUUAUUUUUAAGGUGUAAGGACUUAUAUUAUAAGUCCGUUCUAAUUUUAUUUGAAUUGACAUUAAGUUAUUAAAUAAAAGCAGUUGUUUGUGAUAAUACAGUUUAUCCCUUUAUUGGUUUAUUUCUUGUUUGGAAUUUGAACAUGGAUAAUUAUAAUUCCUUUCCUGUGCUUCAUGGUUCAACAAAUACACCACGUCUUCCAGCAUAUAAUGCACAGAGUAGAAUCCAUGCUCAGAACAGGUCUUCUUUAUUGCCCCAAAGUUCGUAUCAACAGCAUAAUGCAGAAUAUUUCAGUUAUAAUGAACAAAGAUUGCAGACAAGUCAGCAGUGCUCAUUUUCUCAAAAUGAAAGUUUGCAGAUAGGUUUAAAGCAAAAUUAUAACCAAAGCAAUCUUUUAAGGCAACAGAAUCAACCAGUAAAUCAUCAAGGAAUAUUUGAAGAUCAGAGAUUCCUUACUGCUCAGCAGUAUGAAUCUAAUUAUGGCAGUUAUGAUAAAAAUCGGAUGCAACGAGAUUCAGUUAUGUCAAUGAACACUUUAUCUACAGAGCAUAAAAACAGAGCCUUUAAUCAAAAUCACUCUUCUAAUUUUUCAAUGGGGCAAUUUACUUUAGGUAAAGAUGAAAUUCUCCCACGGAAUAUUUCUAAUGAUGUUUUUCCAGAAAAACAGAUUUUCCCAGAAACUGGGACAUAUUCAGGAUCUAGUGACAUGAGAUUACAGUCCAGUCGAAUGAAACAGAAUUAUCCACAGUCUAAUAAUCCAUUUGUGGCUGAAAAGAAAUUUGCUUCCUACUGUGAAGGUCCCAGAAAUGAAAACAACCAAGGUGUUUUUCCAUCUUCUAAAUCCUGUACAUCUUUAAGUGCUAUUGCUAGUUCAUAUAGUUCACCGCAGCAAGAAAUGCUAUAUGAUAAUAUACCUAGUCCUCAAGUAGUUAAGUCUGAAUCAUUUGAAAGAGAUUUCUUAAGAGAACCAUCGUCUUGUAUUUCAGGGAGCACAAGUUUUUUGAGUGAACAAAAUAACUGUGAAAACUAUGGAAUUUCAUCAAGGUCUCAGUAUAAUGUGUCAACUGCUAAUCAUUUGACUGGUGUAAAUAAUCAAUUUUCCUCAUAUCAAUGUUCUACUCAGAGCAUUGAAUCUACUGAUAAAAUGAGUUUCUCGACACCACAAUUUUCUCCUAGUUGUAAGGUCUCAUUUUCAUCAAAUGCUGAACAGUUUAACAAUAAAAGACAAUUUCCAAGAACUCAAGUUGAAACUGCAUCAUUUGAUGGUAGGGAUAAGUUUUUAUCCCCUAAUAAGCCAUAUAUUAAUGCAGAAAAACAGGUUCUAGAUGAGUAUUCACAUCUAGGAGGUACAGCUUGUAAAAAUAACACAGCUAAUUUUAAUAUACCUGCAUUGCAGGAACCUAUGUUAAACAGAAUGCCACCUCAUAAUGUUUCUACCAGUUCUGGACAUAAUUCAUUCUUGGUUAGCAGUUCUGUCAGUGAUGCACUAAGUUCAUUAAAAGAGUUUUCACUUCAUUCACAGAAUUAUUUUUCUGAGGUGAACCCAAAAGUUGAAAGCUGCAUUUCCCCCAAAAAGUGUCGUGAUGAAAGUCCUUUAAGAAGUGCAAUUUCCUCACAUUUAUCUGCUAGCUUCAACGCAUCUUCAUCUCCUGCACUUCCCUAUUUAAGUACAACUACGGAACAGGUACUUCCUGGCUUAAGCAUUUCUUCAAGAGGCACGCCUCCUGAUUUGAGCAAGCCUUCAAAUAUCCCUCCUUGUCUGAGCUCAGCUUCAACAAGCAUAUCACCUGAUUUGAGCACAGCUUCAACAAUUAUACCUCCUGGUUUAGAUGCUGUCUCUAAAAGUGUGUUAAAUAAUUGGAAUGAACCCGAGGAGUUCACAAAUAGCAAUUUAAACAUUUCUGACCAUACUGAAAAUGGAAAUGACUGGUUAAAGGAUAGUUCAAUUCCAUUCAUUGGUGAAAAUAAUGGUCAACAGUCUGAAUGCUUGGGAAAAGAAUAUAAAGAUUGUGAUAAUACCUUUAAAAAUGCUUUCGGUACCUUUCCUAAACUUGAAAAGAACUUUGAAGCAUCUGCAACUAAUAAGGAAUCCCAGGUUAUAGAACCAGAAAAAGGAUCUGUAAAUAACAGCAAUAUUUUCAAUUUAUGCGAGUCUGCAAAAGAUGUUAAUGCAGAAAACAAUGCACGGUCUGCUCUUGAGGAAGCAUUAGAUGCUCUGGUCACAGGUGAUCCUAUUGUGGGAUUAGAUUACAUAAUUGAGCACAAACAGGAUGUCUUCAUAGAUGGUACUUUUCCUUUUCAAUGUAAACUGUGCAAUUCUUCAAUAUCAAGAUCUCUUAUUAUAGAUCAUAUAAUAGGAGCUAAACACAGAAUGAGAUAUUUGAAAGCAACAGAUUUAUCUUUAUAUAAUUAUAUUAUGUCCUUAAAUCUGGACAAAGAUUUGAAAGAAAAGGAAAUUUCUGAAGCAGCUGCAAAAAUGGAGAAAAAACAUGGACGAGGCUAUGUUUUAGUGGAUUGCACCAUUAAAA